This is a messenger RNA of Phragmites australis (common reed), 3263 nucleotides long. RefSeq lists its product as uncharacterized. The record is from RefSeq and is a predicted model, not a curated record. Lineage: Eukaryota; Viridiplantae; Streptophyta; Magnoliopsida; Poales; Poaceae. Gene Ontology annotation, biological process: regulation of defense response to fungus. The transcript is spliced from 5 exons. Bases 408 to 2948 code for a protein of 846 amino acids.
AGCGAAAGGUGGAGUGGUCUGAGAGCCGGGCAAAGCCGACCGACCCCGCGCGCGCGAGAGAGAGAAGAGCAAAAGGCGGCGCCUUAUCACGGUCGCCUCGGCCUCUUCCUCUCCCUCCAUCUUUCGCGUCGCAUUGUGGUUGUGCGCGCCUUGGGAGCUCUCGGCUUCUUCCCUUCCCGGCCGUUCUUGGCAUCUUGCCCCUGGCGGGCUUGGCGGGCUUGGCAUUCUCUCGCAUCGCUCGUCUUUACCCGCCGGUCUGGUCUGGGUUCCCUUCUCCCGGAGCUGCUUGUCUCCGGCGUGCUCCUCUUUGAUGAGCUGCUGCUGCUGGUGGUUGGUGCUGUGAGUCACUUGGGGGUAUAAGAGGGAAGGAGGGAGGGCCGGGUGCCGAGGAGUCGGUGGCAUUGUGCAUGGAGGGGGCGGAGGGUUUGGGCUCGGCUCCGGCGGCGGCGCAGCAGCAGCAGAUACGGGUGGUGCGGUGCCCCAAGUGCGACAAGCUCCUGCCGGAGCUGCCCAAUUACUCCAUCUACGUCUGCGGCGGAUGCGGCGCCACCCUCCAAGCUAACAAGAAUUCAGCAUCUGAUACUUCUUCAGAGAAGUCUGAUUCUGAACAUGUGAAGUACCUUCAAGUUCUUGAGAGUUUACCAGAUAAGAAAGGAGUAGCAUCUGAAGCUAGUUGUGCUGUCCAAGAAGCUGACGCCACUAAAGUUGAAGCUAGGCCAGGAGAGAGAUUUGUACCCAACAGAAUGGCAGCUGCACACAGCCAAUCUGGAUUCAGUUUUGAUGAUAACCGAACCAUAAGCACCGUGGUGCUUGAACCUGCGCUUAGAGAUGACAGCAGGGAAAUUCGGGAGGCAAAAUACCGGCGCGCUCGUCAUGAAGAAAAAGGAGCAGCAAAAGAACCAACGAGACUAAGAGACAGAUCUCCAAGGUCCGUGGUUAACAGCAUUGCCCCUAAUGCUUAUCCUGGAGAAGGCCCAUCUGAGUAUCAUAUGAAGCCGGGAUUCAGAAAUGCCAACGGUGAGCAUGCUGACAGGAGAAAUUCGGACGGUCCUAGCAGAGUUAACGGGCUUGAGAAAGACCGUUCUGAGCUAUUGCGGAUGCUUGAUGAGUUGAGGGACCAGGUGCAGAGAUCUUGUGAGAUCGCUGACAAGCCAAGUGGAAGUGCUUCCACAAAUAGAGUGGUGGAUGCCUCAAAUUCGCAUAAUCCUCAUGAGCGGCUGAGUCGACUGCGGUAUGGUUCACCUCAGCUGCAACGGGACGGUUCUCAGCGCUCACCAUCCUUGAAUGGGCAGACACCUGUUAUUCCUCAUGCUUAUCCUUCAGUGCCUGCACAGCAAGACCUUCAUGGAUAUCGGGAACCCGUCGCAAACAUGGCCCCCCCUAGCUAUCCUGUUGGCCCGUAUCCAUGGAGAAAUUUUGAUAAUUAUUUCCAUGGACAGUAUGCUCCUGACCCUCUGAUCUCUUAUCACCAUGACGGCUUCUACCAUCAGCCUGCUUGCACUUGCUUACAUUGUUACCACCGUGAGUUCUUACCAGUUCAUGGGGCUCCCCUGGGUUUCAACCAUCGCGGGGCACCAUAUCUUAUGAACAAUCCCAGCUUGUACCCUGUAGAAGGUCCAUUGAUGUUUGGUGCACAGAGUUACAAUCCAAGAGGUAUAAAUGCUUUGAUGCGACGCAAUCACAUGAGGGCCGCCAUGAGUAGAAAACCUCCACAGACUUGUGAACCAAUUGCCAAUGGUGCCCCAUUUACAAUAUGCUACAACUGCUAUGAGGUGCUGCAGCUUCCCAAGAAGUCUCUCUUGCUGGGGAAAGAUGAGUACAAGUUGCGUUGCGGUUCAUGCUCACAUGCAAUUGUGGUCAGACUUGAUGGAAGCAGGCUUGAUGUUUCAGCACCUACUCCAGUUUCACGCCUAUCAUCUGGAAGUAAAAAUUGCUCCAAUAAUGGCCAAGGAAGCAAUGGACACGAUGUUGAUUUGAGGCUGCUUCCAUCUUAUAGUUUUUCUGUAGGCAGUCAUUGCUCUCAAGAAAAAGAUCUACCCUCGAACUCAAGUGAAGCGGAUAAAAUGCAAAGCAUAUCAUCGUCUCCCAGCAUUUCUGAGGAUGAUAAUAGCCCAGCAAGAUCUAAUUCACAGAAGCACUCCUCUGGGUCUAGGGACCUUCCUCCUGAUGCUGAAGUGGUUAUCCGUGUUCCAAGUUUACCUCUCCGCGAUCAUUUUGGAUAUUCUCCAUCAGAGAGGGUGGUUCAUGGGUCAGGCAAAGGAAGCAGAAGUACCUGGUCUGAACACGAAAAGGGUGUGUUAACUGAAAGUUUCAAGCCAAACACAGUGAAAGACGUACCUGUAGCGAGCGUGUUAGACUUGUCAGAUGAUGAAUACGACGAUCCUGACUACAGUCAAGAUCCAGGUGCUGUGGCGAAAUAUGUCGACCACCCGAGGGCCACAAAAUCGGGUGAUUCUUUUUUCUCCAACCUGAUAAAGAAGAGCUUUAAAAUUAAUGGCGGAAUGGGCAAUGGCAGAGCUAAGGUUUUCAUCAAUGGCUAUCCCAUCUCUGAUCGUGCCGUCAGGAAGGCUGAGAAGAUAGCUGGGCCAAUCUAUCCCGGUGAAUACUGGUAUGACUACCGUGCCGGAUUCUGGGGAGUUAUGGGACAGUCCUGCCUUGGCAUGAUACUCCCAUAUAUUCCGGAAUUUAACUAUCCUAUGCCGAAGAACUGUGCUGGUGGAAAUACUGGUGUAUUCAUCAACGGGAGAGAACUUCAUCAGAAGGAUUUGGAUUUACUCGUGGGUCGUGGACUUUCAGAUUCUCCUGAUAGAUCAUAUAGAGUUGAAAUUUCUGGUAAAGUAUUCGAUGAAGUAUCUGGUGAAGAGCUUUAUUGCCUUGGCAAACUUGCACCAACGGUGGAGAAAAUGAAACGCGGUUUCGGCAUGCGAGUCCCAAGGAUCAUCCAGUGAGGCUGAAAGGGGCUCGAACCGACCGGAGGCUCGGUGAUGGUGGUUGUCAGCCGAGUUGAUGGAUCCACCCGUAGGAUCCCAGAUCGUUCCGUCCUGUUCUCUUCUGAAGCUAGUCUUCUUGCGUGCCGCCGCCUGCUUGCUGGCUCGCCUGCCUCUGGUUAUUUUGCUGCAAGAAGGAAGGGUGUCCCGUGUGAUGUAAUUUUGCUGGCGUCUGUGGAUUGGGGAAACUUUGCAAUACAAGUUUCGUGUCGUGUAACGUGUCUAUGAAUUGUUAAAUGUGUAUGUCUACGAAUUGUACUGUUGUUUUUUUAAAAA